Agrilus planipennis (emerald ash borer) is the source of this 429-nucleotide messenger RNA. RefSeq lists its product as uncharacterized. The record is from RefSeq and is a predicted model, not a curated record. Lineage: Eukaryota; Metazoa; Arthropoda; Insecta; Coleoptera; Buprestidae. The coding region runs from base 18 to 383 and encodes 121 amino acids. The transcript has 2 exons.
CUCAUUCGAUCAUUUCAAUGUCGAGUAUAUCGUCGAGCAGCACGAGCUCCGGAAGUUCGACUUCCGGCGGAAACGUACAAAACACUGCGACAGUUGCUAACCUAAGCUUUGACUCUGCUUCGUGCGAUAGUCCAAAAGCUUUUCAUAGAUCUGGCACACUGAACAGUCAAUGCUCCGUAGAAAGUGGAAUAAUAGCAGAUAUAUCAUUAGGUGUGGAUGAACGCCCCGAAAGUCCGAAGGCUACUCACUGGCCAUUGGAGAAAUCUAAUUCGCGACAUUCAAGUAGUUCUGAUGGGACUGCAACAACUACUCCUACACAAUCUGAUGAUACGCAAGUCACUACCAUAUACAUCGUGCCAGAUGAUCUGCCCGUUAACAUUUAGUUGAUUAAGUUUCAAUGGACCAAAAAGCUGUGCUAUUUAAUUUAAU